GGUCAGCGGCUCAUUGUCCACGUGGAGAUCAGCGAGGACAGGGAUCCCUUGGGGGUCGUGUGGGGCUGACGCUGCUCAACAGCUUUGUCGGCGACGUUGGUGGUCUGACCGAGGCACCGUCAGCGAGUGACGGCGGGCUGUGUGGUGCCGUCAGGCACUGGAGGGAAGGGAUGGGGACUGGAGCACCUCCCCUGUGGAAGAACAGAGGGUUGCGUGGAGACCACAGGGCAGCCUUACAGAACCACAAGGGGACUACAAGGAGGCCAGAGAGGGACCCUUCGUCAGGAACUGCAGUGACAGGACAAGGGGAACGGGCUCAGACUGAAAGAGGGAAAAUUUAGGUGCUGCUGCGAGCCGGCGAGGCGAGCAUGGGGCCGGCGGAACCGGUGCAGAAGAUCAGCAUCAGCGCCGAGAGCCCCCGCGGGAGCGAGAGGAACGGCGGCGGCUCGGCGCUGGCGGGCGCUGAGGGGGCCGCUGCCGGCGGCUGGAGGCACAAGUGCGCGGCCUAUGUGCUGGCGCUGCGGCCGUGGAGCUUCAGCGCCUCGCUGACCCCCGUGGCGCUGGGCAGCGCGCUCGCCUACCGCGCCCAGGGAGCGCUGGACCCGGGGCUGCUCCUGGGCAGCGCCGUCACCGUCCUGGCCGUGCACGGCGCCGGCAACCUGGUGAACACCUACUACGACUUCUCCAAGGGCAUCGAUCACAAGAAGAGCGACGACAGGACGUUGGUGGACCAGAUUUUGGAGCCGCAGGACGUGGUGCGGUUUGGGGUGUUCCUGUACACCGUGGGCUGUAUCUGCGCCGCCGGGCUCUACGCGGUGUCCACGCUCAAGCUGGAGCACCUGGCGCUGAUUUACUUCGGAGGACUUUCCAGCUCCUUCCUUUACACCGGGGGGAUUGGCUUUAAGUACGUGGCCCUCGGGGACGUGGUGAUCCUGAUCACCUUCGGGCCGCUGGCCGUCAUGUUCGCCCACGCGGUGCAGGUGGGGUACCUGUCGGUGUCCCCCCUGCUCUACGCCGUGCCCCUGGCCCUCAGCACCGAGGCCAUCCUGCACAGCAACAACACGCGGGACAUGGAGUCGGACCGGCAGGCGGGCAUCGUCACCCUGGCCAUCCUCAUCGGCCCCACCUUCUCCUACAUCCUCUACGCCGCGCUGCUCUUCCUGCCCUACCUGAUCUUCUGUGUGCUGGCCACACGCUACACCAUCAGCAUGGCCCUGCCGCUGCUCACCAUCCCCAUGGCCUUCUCGCUGGAGAGGCAGUUCCGCAGCCGGAGCUUCAGCAAAAUCCCCCAGCGGACAGCCAAGCUCAACCUCCUCCUGGGGCUCUUCUAUGUGUUUGGCAUCACACUGGCACCAGCCGGGGCUCUGCCCAAGCUGUGACACCGCCCGCUGAGAGCCGGGCCUCACUAUCCAGUGUUCCUGCCAGUUAACGUGGGAUUUGGGGGGUAAAUGACCCGUUAUGGACAGUGGGGGGGAAUGGAAAGACUGUCUCGCACUGUUCGUUGUGAAUUUUAUCGUUUCUGGUCUUGGUCAGCUCGUACAACAGACUGUAAAAAAGUGAUUUGGUCAGUUGUUCAGAAGGGAUGAACUGGGUGGCUUUGCCUCAGGGGGAGCAAGGUGACAUGAGGUGAAGGAAUGCUUAAAAAACCCCAUCCUUCUGCCACUGAAUUUUUUCACUGUCAGCUCAGUGAAAGCUGAAGCCUCAAGUCAGACUCUCUGUUCCCUUCACAAGCACAGUGAUUGCUCUUAUCACAAUUCUUUUCUUACCAUGGUCAGGGAGUCCAGUGGCUCCUGUGUGGUCAACAGAAAACACUGCCAAAUGUUUAGCAUCACAACAGCAUAGGUGCUAUUACUUCACUCUCUUGUCAACACAGUUCAUCUUCAUCUGUUGUAUACUUUAAUUUUUGUUUGGUUUUUCUCAGCCAGAUUUUGAGCUUUUAUUUCCAAGCCCCACAAAAUGCACCAGAUUCAUUAACUGCUGCUUCUGCUUCUUCCUUACAGUCUAGAAAUUUCAAAGUUAUAAAUCUCCGUGGAACAUGGUGCUAAAAUGGAGAACGAUUAGCCCACUGCACAAAUUUUAAGCCAAAACCAGUGAACCUGUAUUCUGCCCCUGAAGCUGAAGCUGUAAAUGCAAACCAUGCAACUGGAAAGCCCUCAAUGGGUAGAAAAACAAAUUAUUUCCAUUUUUGCAUUUGACAGUUUUGGAGUUAAAGGGGAGCUGACAGUGCCAGAUUUCUCUGAAUGGCUGUGGAUUAAUGGACACGUGGGUGGAAGAACAAAUUCUUGAUUUAGAAAAAGAUGUGGUUUUUUUUUUCAUUUGUUUUUCUCUGCUUAUUUAGAGGCCCAGAGUAUGUCUUAUUAUAAGAAGCCCAGUUUAGCAAAGGAAAAUUAUACAGGGUUAGAAAACCCAAAUCUGGAUUAUUGCAUUGGCUCUGCAUAAAAAUUAAGAGUGGAGAGGAAGAAACCAAUUUUCUUAGCAAGAUUGUUCCUAACAGAGUCCAGAGUCUGUGUCGCUGAAUCACAAUUAAGUGAGCUCUGAAAGGAUGUUCUCCAUCCCUUUUCCCCCCUCUACUCCUUACAGCGUUGCUUUGUUUUCUCCUGCAGCUCUUGCCACUUGCUGUCCACGUGGCCCUUUGGAGGGCUGAACGUUUCAGCAGUUAUGUAGCUCUGUGAAAAACAUGCCAAACACAGCGGGGAAAAAGUGUGCCUUCCAGUGCAGAGAUGGGUUUGAUCCAUACUGUGUAACUCAGUGGUGACUGGAAUUCUCUUCUGUGGUGAAGCAAAACCACUCAUUUGCUGUGUGCAGGGUUUGGGUGAGAACUCUGUGUGCAGGAGCUGUGGAAGGCCCAGAGGAGCCGAGGCAGGUGUUGAACUCAAGCUGCUGGUGCCUGGAGCACAGCCUGGCUUUGGAAGGAGUGCUGACCGCUGCAGGGCAUUUACACCCGAGCAAUAAAGUAGCAAUAAACUCACUGGGUGGUACCCUGCAUGUGUCCUCAGGAAGUUGUGCCCUGGUGGUGUUGAUGUGGAAGAGCCAGGUGUCCUGUUCAGUGGGUUGUACUUCAGUAGAAAGCUGAGUUGGUGAUACCAGGUUGCACAGUGCAGCUGUUCAGUGACUGGGUUUGUGUUAUUCAGUGUUACCCAGCUGUUACAGCUGAACUGAAGUCAAUGGGAAGGGUUCUUUGCAGGCCUGUUUAAUGAGCCAUGGUUUUAUCUUUUAUUAAAAUUGGGCAGAUGAUCUCUCUAAUCUGACUUAGCACGAGGAUGGACUUCAGCAACUGCUUUAGAUUAGAAACACGAGGAGAAAGUGUAGAAGUUGGAUGGAGGGACAUAUCCAGAAGGUUUUGGAAACUUUUCCAUGCAGACAUGCACAACAGAGCUUCUACUAUUGCUUCUUUGUGGAUCUACAGAAUGAAGAAGGCCCUGGCUCCAUUACCCACUUGACUGUUCUGCAAACCAAAAGCUUUUCUCGGGAUAAGGGCUGAGCCGAUCAAUCUGUUAACCUUGCAAUGGGGAUAUUUAGGCUUAUUAAGUUAAUCCUGCCCUUUGUAGCAGCUGUGUGCUUUAUUUUAUGAUAGCUUGGUUUUGAAUAGCUAUCACUUCAAAAGUUGUUUUUUUAGUUAUCAUUUUUCCUACUCCUUUUACAGAAACUAGAGUGCUUAAGCUGAAUUCCCUAAAGUAACUAACACUUGGCUGAUAUCUUUGAUAUCCAUAAUUGUAGUGGUUGUAAGAUCUGGGAUGUGAUCAUAGAGUAUGUAACUCCAGUGGUAUCGUGGCUACCCUUUCCUGGGUGGGAAUGUCUGCUUACUGCUGGAAAGGACCAGUGCUUUUUGUUCCUCACAUGAAACAGCUCAUUAGUCCAUAUACAAGUCUGUGGAACACUUUUCAAGGUGGGCAGGGGGGAUUUAAAGUAUUUUAAUAAUAAAAAUGCGAUGAAAAUUUGGUAGUUCCUUACUAGCAGAUUGCUGGCUGCCUCCAAUUCUCUGUCUGUGAAAAACGGUAUCAUUCCAGGUUCUUAAGGGUAUUAUAAUAACUAACACAUUCUUCACUGUGGCUUUGAGGAAGUUUAACUUCUCUGUGUCUCAGAAAACAGCUGAUUUUUGCCUACCUCACAGGGAUGCUGAGCUGACAUCAUUGUCAUAGAGAGCUUUGAAAGUAAGAAGUGCUUUAUCUCUGUGUGCUUUCCGAAAGGCUUGUUAGUACUAGAAAACAUUUUAGACAUGAACUAACCUAAUGGGUAAAUUAACCGAUGUAAUUAGACCAAAAUAAUCUUCACAUGUAAUCAUUGAGUAGUGAGAGAGGUCCAUUUAUUGGUUUGCUUUGUGGCAAGGAUGCUGGGUCUCUUGCCCUACCCCUCCUCUCCCUGUCCUCCCAUGUACUUUCCCUGAAUAUAAACUUUAAAAACUUCUUUCAGGUCUCUCUUGAUGAGCUGUAUUGCAGUGUGAUGAGUGUGCACUGGUAGAUGAACAGGUCUGUAGCCCAUCUGUGAAUGUGUCCUAAAGCACCUCCCGGCCUUCCCUCUGACCCAAUAAAAUGCCUGAGUGUCAUUCUGUUAA
Molecule: messenger RNA, 4552 nt
Organism: Myiozetetes cayanensis
Lineage: Eukaryota; Metazoa; Chordata; Aves; Passeriformes; Tyrannidae
Gene: UBIAD1
Product: UbiA prenyltransferase domain containing 1
Exons: 3
Coding region: 369-1379 (336 amino acids)
Biological process (GO): menaquinone biosynthetic process; vitamin K biosynthetic process
Cellular component (GO): Golgi membrane; endoplasmic reticulum
Molecular function (GO): prenyltransferase activity
Source: RefSeq, a predicted model, not a curated record